Limanda limanda (common dab) is the source of this 818-nucleotide messenger RNA. It is a transcript of the gene c2h19orf53, whose product is annotated as chromosome 2 C19orf53 homolog. NCBI's taxonomy places the organism in Eukaryota, Metazoa, Chordata, Actinopteri, Pleuronectiformes, Pleuronectidae. The coding region runs from base 24 to 317 and encodes 97 amino acids. The transcript is spliced from 3 exons. The record is from RefSeq and is a predicted model, not a curated record.
UAGUUUACUUCCGGUUAGCAAUCAUGGCGCAGGGCGCACUUAAGUUUAAAGAGAAGCGGCCUGCAAGCGCCAAGAAACCUCAUCACAGCAAACAGAAAGGGCCGAAGAGAGGAGCGAGGACCAUUGCACCCAAGAAGGCUCAUGUGGUUGAGCAGCAGAAACUGAAGAAGUGUCUGGAAGUGGCCAUCAGGAACAACAUCGAGAGGGAGGUGACUCAGAGGGCCAGCACCUCCCUCCAUAAGCCGCUGAGUGUGGUUAAGGGAGCGGAGGUUCAGAGCAAACCAGGAGCAGUCCGGCCAGCAACCAGCUCCAAAUAGGACCAGAUACACCAACUGGCACCUGCAGACCAGAACCUGAUGGUGUCAAAACACGAAAGACUGAGAUGAUACAUCAGUGACCUGCAGUUAUUUUCAAAUGUCCCCUGUCCUGUGCUUCUUUUUUAUUAAAGGCCCAACAAGACACAUUUAAAGGAAGACAUUUUUUGAAUGAAAUGGAUCACUGGGACAUAGAUGUCCAUUUGGGGGCACCACAUAUAUUCACUGUGAGGAUUCAAACGGAAUGAACAGAAGAGACCUACACUUAUUUUUGUGAUUACAUGCACAUUUUUCGUAUAGUCGUCACUACACAGAAAAUGAGACUGACGACUCUCUAGGAACAGAGUGGGCUGAUCCUAAUGUUUGAAAAGUAGUUGGUUGUCACUGUCAUAUCAGCUUUCUUUAUAGAACCUAAUAAUUUCUGUAAAUAUUGAAGGAUAUUGAGAUCUGUUGUAAGCAUGGUCUGAUUAUAACCUGGAAAUAAAGGCCGGAUGAAUGAAUCCA